AUGGCAUCUCAAAAACUCGCUCAGUUUGGCAAGAAGCAUAUCGCCAAGGGCAUUGGCCGUAGUACUGAUUUGGUGAUCGAGAGAGGCCAGGGCACAUUUGUUUACACUGUCGAAGGAAAGAAGUACCUUGAUCUUACCACAGGCAUUGGUGUCACCAACACAGGUCACUGUCAUCCCAAGGUUGUGAAGGCAGUGCAAGAGCAAGCCGCUACCUUGUCACAUGGUCAAGUCAAUAUCUUUUUCCAAAAGCCUAUGUUGGAUUUGAUCGAAGCCUUGAAGCCUCGCAUGCCAGCUCCAGAACUUGAUACCUUUUUCUUCUGGAAUUCAGGCUCGGAAGCCGUCGAAGCCGCUAUUAAGGUGGCCCGCCACGCUACCAAGCGACAGAACAUCAUCGUGUUUCAAGGCUCGUAUCACGGUCGCACCUUUGGUACCAUGGCAUUGACCACGUCCAAGACCAUCUACAGUGCUGGUUACGCCCCCCUCAUGCCUGGUGUCCAUGUGGCUCCUUUCCCCUACUAUCAGCAGUGGGCUGCCCAUAAAGCUGAUCCUAACCGCUUCACAGCUGAAUGGUGUGGUGAGGAAGCACUCCACCAGGUCGAACUUUUGCUCAAGCAACGCACCGCUCCUCAGGAUACCGCCGCUAUUCUCGUUGAACCCGUGCAAGGUGAAGGCGGUUACGUCGUCCCUCCUCAGAACUUUAUGGACGGUUUGCGUCGUAUUUGCGAUCAACACGGCAUUCUCCUUAUCUGUGAUGAAGUCCAGUCCGGUUUUGGACGCACAGGAAAGAUGUUUGCUGUGGAACAUUUCGGUGUGACACCUGAUAUCUUGGUCAUGGCCAAAGGCAUUGCUUCCGGUUAUCCCUUAUCAGCUAUUGUUUCGCGUCAGGACAUCAUGGAUAAGCAACCUCCAGGAUCCAUGGGUGGUACCUAUGCCGGUAAUGCCAUUGCCUGUGCUGCCGCCAAAGCCACACUUCAAAUCUUUGAGGAAGAAAAGAUUUUGGAAUCAUGCAACGAAAGAUCGAAACAAUUCUUUGACGGAUUGCGAUCACGCAUUCCUACCGUGGUCCCCGAAAAUGUAAAAGUGGAUAUCCGUGGUUUAGGUUUGAUGAUUGGUAUCGAGUUCAUGGGUGUGCCCACCGGUUUUGCAGGCUCGGUGGCUCAAGAGGCACUUAAGCGGGAUACCCUCGUCCUUACCACUUCCAUCUACGAAACACUGCGUUUGAUUCCUCCGUUGAAUAUUUCCAAGGAAGAGACCGACUUGGCACUGAAUAAUGUGAUUGCCAGCAUUGAAGCCGCCGCCAAGCAACUUGCCUAA
Molecule: messenger RNA, 1314 nt
Organism: Radiomyces spectabilis
Lineage: Eukaryota; Fungi; Mucoromycota; Mucoromycetes; Mucorales; Radiomycetaceae
Product: pyridoxal phosphate-dependent transferase
Exons: 4
Coding region: 1-1314 (437 amino acids)
Molecular function (GO): transaminase activity; pyridoxal phosphate binding; identical protein binding
Source: RefSeq, a predicted model, not a curated record